AUGCUCAACAUACAGGUUCCCCUGCUCCACGUCGCGAACCAGAAUGUGCUGGUUACCCACAUGAGGGGUGACAUUUUGCUUCAAUUUCUCGCCUUCAUGCGGGGCCCGCAGCUGCGCGAAAUCGUUACACGCGCUCCGCGUUGCAGUCCCGCCAGCACGCCUGACGUCCCCAGGGUCUGCGUUCAUGUUGUUGUUCCCGGAUGUUUUUUCUCGGAUGUCGACAUUCUAUUGCGCUUUGGGCACCUCCGACACAGCUCAUUUCCGGUGGGGAUCAUGCACGGCCUGAGGUCGAUGUACGCCUGUUCGGACGCUAUGAUCCUUGCGCUGACUAGCUCCACGUGUGCACCUUAUUGUUGGCCUGUGUGUUCGCAGCCUCUCCCGAUCAGCGGCUCCAGAGCGUUUUUGUCUUCGGAGGCCCCCCCGGGCACGUGGACAGAGGUCAUCGAUCAGGCGUUUGUUGCUGACGCGAGUUCGGCGGCUACGAGGUUGAGGUGGAGACCUUCGCGGUACGGAG
Messenger RNA from Prorocentrum cordatum, 514 nucleotides. Lineage: Eukaryota; Dinophyceae; Prorocentrales; Prorocentraceae. The record is from the annotation of a GenBank genome assembly.